AUGGCCACAGGCGCCGGUGAGUGUCCCGGAAAGGUCAGUCAGUACCGAGUGGACCAUCUCCUGAGUGCGGUGGAAACCGAACUUCAAGCCGGCAGCGAGAAAGGCGACCCCACGGAGAGAGAACUGAAGGUGUCUCUGGAUGAGAACGAGCUGUGGCAGAAAUUUAAGGAUCUUACAAAUGAAAUGAUCGUGACAAAGAAUGGCAGGCGCAUGUUUCCUGUACUGAAAGUGAAUGUAUCCGGAUUGGACCCAAACGCCAUGUAUUCCUUUUUGCUGGACUUCGUAUCUGCGGACAACCACAGGUGGAAAUAUGUGAACGGGGAGUGGGUUCCAGGAGGGAAGCCGGAGCCCCAAACUCCCAGCUGUGUUUACAUCCAUCCGGACUCUCCAAACUUCGGUGCGCACUGGAUGAAAGCCCCUGUGUCUUUUAGUAAAGUCAAACUUACCAAUAAACUCAAUGGUGGAGGACAGAUCAUGUUAAAUUCCUUACAUAAAUACGAGCCACGUAUCCAUAUUGUACGUGUUGGGGGCCCAAGGAGGAUGAUCACCAGCCACUCUUUCCCGGAGACACAGUUUAUUGCAGUAACAGCGUACCAAAACGAGGAGAUAACUGCGCUCAAAAUCAAGUACAAUCCUUUCGCCAAAGCCUUCCUAGAUGCAAAAGAGAGAAGUGAUAAUAAAGACACAAGAGAAGACUCUAGUGAAAACCAGCAAUCAACCUACUCUCAGUUAGGUGGCUGGUUUAUCCCUGGUUCAGGCUCCCUCUGCCCUCCUGCUAGUCCUCACAGCCAGUUUGGGAACCCCAUCUCCCUUUCACCAUCCCAUGGCUGUGAGCGCUACUCCACCCUGAGGAAUCACCGCUCCACUCCCUACACCAGCCCUUACACCCAUCGGACCAACUCACCCACUGGUUACUCUGAUAACUCUUCGGCCUGUCUGUCGAUGCUCUCCAGCCACGAUAACUGGUCCAGUCUACCGAUGCCAACACACUCCACCAUGAUGCCCAUGAGCCAUAACUCUACAUCUGGCACAAACUCAGGCCAGUACACCAGUCUGUGGUCUGUGAGUAACUCACCUCUAACCCCAGUGUCCCAAACUGGAGGCAUAAACAAUGGCUUGAGCUCCCAGUUUCUUCGAGGGUCCAGCAGUCACUACCCCAGUCUGCCUCACUCCGUCACAGUGCCCCCCUCUGGUUCCCCCAUGUACGACAGCGCCACAGCCACAGAUGUGCAUGACACAGCUCCGUAUGACACCACCCCACACGGCCGAUUACCCUCAGCCUGGACUCCUGUCACCCCACCGUCCCUUUGAUUAAAAAGACACCUUAAAACCACAACAGAAUCAGGAAGAGUCUUUUGCCGUCUCUACAGGAUGUUUGACCUACUGUAACUUAAAAGUAAAAUCAACCCAUAAAGAUUUGUUUCUGAAUUAAGUAAAAAUAUCCCUUUCAGUUUUAGUUAAGUUAAAGAUCUUCACAUUCAGGAAACUCAUGCUUUGUGAAGGUUUUGGAGUUUUUAACCUCAGUCUUCGGUGAAAGUGCCUUAGUUUUGUUUAUUAGAAGUACUAUGUUUUUACCUCCUUAAGAAACCACAAAAUGGAAGUUUGUUUUUCUCUGGUUAAUUGUUCCAGUAUGUUUAUAUGAAAUUU
Sphaeramia orbicularis (orbiculate cardinalfish) is the source of this 1647-nucleotide messenger RNA. RefSeq names its product T-box transcription factor Tb (gene tbxtb). The coding region runs from base 1 to 1311 and encodes 436 amino acids. The transcript is spliced from 8 exons. Gene Ontology annotation, cellular component: chromatin; nucleus. Gene Ontology annotation, biological process: mesoderm formation; cell fate specification; positive regulation of DNA-templated transcription. Gene Ontology annotation, molecular function: RNA polymerase II cis-regulatory region sequence-specific DNA binding; DNA-binding transcription factor activity, RNA polymerase II-specific. Lineage: Eukaryota; Metazoa; Chordata; Actinopteri; Kurtiformes; Apogonidae. The record is from RefSeq and is a predicted model, not a curated record.